Molecule: messenger RNA, 2229 nt
Organism: Caenorhabditis briggsae
Lineage: Eukaryota; Metazoa; Nematoda; Chromadorea; Rhabditida; Rhabditidae
Exons: 11
Coding region: 1-2229 (742 amino acids)
Biological process (GO): potassium ion transmembrane transport
Cellular component (GO): plasma membrane; neuronal cell body; neuron projection
Molecular function (GO): small conductance calcium-activated potassium channel activity; calmodulin binding
Source: RefSeq, a predicted model, not a curated record
AUGGACACAAUUCUUUUCGAUUCCUAUAUCUCUGUCUCUCUCUCUCUCUCAAUUUUUCUCCUAUAUGAACUAAAAAACAUAGGCGGAGCUUCAGAGAAAUCAGAAGGCUUUCGCUAUGCUUUCGCUCCUCAUAACAUCUGGUCAUUUCGGAUGAAAAAUUGUCCAUUCCUCCAAGCUUAUGAUAUUUCGAAGAAAUUCGAAAUCGAAGGAUAUUUUCUUAUAUUUUCAAUCAUAAAAAAGAUGCGAAUCUUCACACGAAAAACCAUAGUGGACACAAUAUUCUUUUUCUUUGACGACUCCACGGCCAAAAUGAGAUGUCGCCUACGGAAACAGUUGUUUAUCAGACGGAAUAAGGCAAGUUCGGAUUUUAGGAGAAAUCGGUAUCGUGGGAAGUUUCCUGGAAAAAAAGAAGAAAAAUUUUCAUGUAAUUUUAUUUAUUUAUUUCAUCGAAGAGUGGAAUAUGUAUGUGCAAAUUUAGUCAGCAGGUCACAAAACCGGAAAAAAACACAGUUAAAAAAAUGUGGUCGGGUCUGCGACAUCUCCCUCUUCCUUGCAGUCCUUGGUCUGAUCCUUGUCAUUAUCGACUCUGAACUUACAGCUCUUUCUGACUCUACCGGUGUUACAAAAGCUUCCCCCAUUUCCGUUACCCUCCGUUCCGCAUGUGUUGUCUCUACAUUUUUUCUGAUCUGCUGUCUGGUAAACUAUCAUGCGAUUGAAGUGAAGAUUGCGCUGAUUGAUAGUGGAGCGGACGAUUGGCGAGUCGCGUUUAGUACCGAUCGAUUUGUGAAAAUGCUCAUUGAAGUGCUCGUUUGUAUGAUUUGUCCUUUUCCUGGCGAGUUUGAACCGGGGAAAAUUUAUUACGGUUUUAAGCACAAUUUUCAGAAAUUUCGAUUUUUAGGCACUUUUAAUAAAAACAAACAUCGUCAAACUUUAACUGAAUUUAUGAAGUUAGAGACAGACAAUAAAGUCUUCUCUGAUGGUCUCAUGAAAAUGCCAUACAUCAACGCGGACACUCGUCAUGUCAAAAUGAUCAAUGUACCUGUGGAUGUGCUUCUAUCUGUUCCAAUGUUUCUACGCUCUUAUCUCGUCUGCCGAUUUAUGGUUCUUCAUAGCAAACAGUUUCAGGAUGCCGCCACCCGCUCAAUUGCCGCACUCAACCGAAUCUCCAUGGAUUUCCGAUUUGUGAUCAAAACUAUGAUGGCCGAUCACCCACUUCGCGUCCUCAUAGUUUUCACUCUAUCCUACUGGAUGUGCAUGUCUUGGAUGUUCACACAGUGUGAAAGAUACGACGGUCAACUAGACGUGGAGCACUACUAUCUCAACUCUAUGUGGUUUAUAAUGGUCACUUUUAUGUCUAUUGGGUACGGAGACAUUGUGCCAAAUACCUACUGCGGACGCUGCCUUUCGAUUACUACUGGAAUUGUGGGUGCUGGAGUGUCAUCUGCUCUAAUUGCAAUAAUUUCUCGAAAGUUAGAGUUAUCUAGAGCCGAGAAGCAUGUGAACAACUUUAUGGCUGAUUCCAAAUUAACCAAUCAACGGAAAAAUGCAGCAGCCAGUGUGCUUCAGGAGACUUGGUUUAUCCACAAGUACAAAAAGGCUCUUCACAAGGGUGACGAUCUUCGUCUCCGCCACCAUCAACGUCGUUUCCUCCACUCGAUCAACGAAUUUCGCCGAAUCAAGUGGGAUCAAAGGAAGCUCCAAGAGAAAGGGAAUUCACUGUUGGAUGUUGGGAAGUUACACAGUGAUAUGCAUGAGACUCUCUGGGAGAUGCAUAGAACCCAAGAUCACUUCAUUUCUCAAAUCGACGUGCUCACUCAAAAAAUCAUGGAACUCCAGAUGACACUGAACACCAGACCGCCAUGCUGUGCCCCUGCCAACACCUCAUCAAACGACGCCUACUUCUCAACAUCCACUCAAAUCGGUACUGUUCUUCCUACUGUGGUUCCAGCCAUUCCUCUCCCAUCUCAAUCUCCUAUGCUUCAUGCCAGCCAAUCUCAUCGUGAACCUCUUCAAAUCUCUACCACUUCUCCAUCUUCCAACGGACUUCAAAACUCUGCUUCGAUUCCUAGAAUCUCGGUUGGCUCCACAUCCUCUUCGACGUCUUCUGGAGCAUCUUCUGGAAAUGGAAGCCUUCCUCAAUGUACAGUAGAUCAGUUGUCAAAUUGUCCAACUGGAGGAAUUUAUGCGACUGUGACUACUCCUUUGAUUUCAAGCUUUGAAGAAGUUUAA